Geodia barretti is the source of this 1647-nucleotide messenger RNA. The record is from the annotation of a GenBank genome assembly. NCBI's taxonomy places the organism in Eukaryota, Metazoa, Porifera, Demospongiae, Tetractinellida, Geodiidae.
GUGACCCCCAUCGAACCCCACGUCCCGGGGAGGGGGUUCAAACUGGUCCUCACCGACGGAGACGUCUGCGAGGUAACCGGGAAACCGCGCACCACGACCUUUCUUCUUCCCUGCAGUCCCAACUCGAAACACCGCGUGGAGAAUUUCAGAGCGAUGCGAGCUAUGGAGGGCACGAAGGAGAACGUGUGUCGGUACAUGGUUGAGUUUCCCCCCACUCAGUUUGGGUGUCCUGUGGAUGGUGGUGGCGGCAAACCCACCCUCACUGCUGUGCAAGGCUGCGUCGACUCGCUCCCUCUCCGUACGACGGAAGACUGUCACUACGCCGCCAGAACACAGCUGAGUCUCCACGGCCUCAAACUACACCUUCUCUGUCCCGAUGGCUCCGAGAAUCACUUCUCGUCUUCUCGCUGCACCAGAUCCUUCAGACAGCGGUACACUGUCCACGUCGGUCCGCACACAUGCGGCGACCCCACGGUUAUAUCACAGUUCACACUCAACUGUACUCUGGAUAGAGGGACGGGGAAGGGGUUAGACGUGGUCGUGUACAAAACAAACUCAGAGGGACGGAAAGUGGUUGUGAUGGAGUUGGGAGGUGCCGUGAGUUUCAAGGACGCGAUUGACUUCCGUGAGAAGUUUGCCAAGUUUACAGAGCUGGGUGUGGGUGGACUGAAGAAGGAGAUUGAGGAGUUGUAUCGCAGAGCCUUUGCCUCGAGAGGUGUGUCACAAGAAUUGCUGGGAAAGAUGGGAAUAACCCACGUGAAGGGCAUUCUGCUGUACGGGCCACCAGGUACCGGGAAGACACUGAUAGCUCGCACCAUCGCCAAGAUCCUCGGGUCAAAACAGGUACAGCUCAUCAACGGUCCAGAGAUUAUCAGCAAAUACCUCGGAGAGUCCGAACGCAACCUUCGAGCCCAUUUUGAGGCAGCUCAGAAGGCCUGGAAAGAGCACGGAGCUCUCAGUGAACUCUUUGUCAUCAUCAUCGACGAAAUUGACGCCAUCUGCAAACCUCGAGGUAAGACGGACCAGUCUGCCGCGGGAGUUGCGUACGAUGCUCUAGUGAACCAGCUGCUGACGCUAAUGGACGGUCUGAACGAGGCACACAACACCAUGGUGGUCGGUCUCACCAACCGCAGGGAGCUCCUCGAUACUGCCCUUCUGAGACCUGGGAGGUUUGAAGUCCAGAUAGAAGUCAGUCUCCCGGACGAAGAGGGGAGAGAGGAGAUUUUUGAGAUCCACACGCGCUCCAUGCAGGCAGCGGGGAUGCUGGGCGGGGACGUGGAUCUGCGACAACUGGCAGCUGCCACGGGUCGAUUCAGUGGCGCAGAGAUUGCUGGCGUCGUCAGAUCUGCCUCUGCAUUUGCCCUGGAGAGAUAUCAGUCAUCUCUCAGUUCAGAGGAGAGUGUUCUGGUGACAGCUGCAGACUUCCAACAGGCCAUUAUCUCCAUCAACCCAGCCUACACACACUCCGAGGCAAGUUAAAACUCUCACCAAAGGAACUUGUCGCGAAAUUUUCCGUGAUGCGGUCGACCAGCGAGCACGACACACUAUCACUUCUACGUCCUGUUUUCAUGUAUCCAUGAGUAUGGUGUACAACUUAUGCAGUAAUGCUUCUCUCGGACAAUGAAAAUAACGCAUUUUUGCACCGGC